CAAUGGUGGGUUCCCCUAAUGUGACCAGCUGUAUUCUAAACAUGUUAGGCAUGCAUACCUUUAUUUGUCUUAAUAGAAAUUUUGCUUUGCUUUUAAACAGAGCAAUAACGUACAUGGCCAGCAUGGAGAGUCUCUCCAUGUAAAAAUAGGUUGUUGGUUGUGUUACUGCAGCGUGCGGGAGUUUUGAGGGAUGUGGUCCCUAGGUUUGGCUCUAGCUAGCCGCAAAGUUAAUGUGCUCUGAAUAAGUAUUUUAGAGAGUGUAGACAGUUUGAGGUUAUGGGGUUUUUUUUGUUCUUCCUGCUGUAGCCCAUAAGGCUAGAGAUACUGCAGAAAGGGAUGCAGGCCAGCAAACAUUACAUGUCCCACUGUGGAAAAAUAUUGGGGUUUUUGAGCUAAGUGGAAAUGCUUUUUCAGCUAUGUUGACUUACCGCUGAGUAAUAGCGGCACUGCAGUCUGCACCCCCACACGUGGCACAAGCACCUCUGUGCAGUAGCUCUACCACUCACAAAAUAUAAGGAGCCUCAAGAAGAGUAACCUAAGUCUGUCCCCGAGUACUUGCUCUGCGACAAAUUCCUCAUUUGCCAUCUUCGGCCACCAUGUCUUCUAGAAACAUGGCUGGCCAACACAUUCUUCCUCAAGCUUUGUAUCAGAGCAAUAUGCUGAAAGCCAUGAAGAUUAGAGAGAGGACACCUGAAGAUCUGGUCAAACCCCCCAGUGGAAUAAUUCACCACUUCAGGACUAUGCACAGAUACACCAUAGAAAUGUUCAGAAUGUGCCAGUUUUGCCCUCAGUUUCGGGAAACACUUCAGAAGGCCCUGACUGACCAGGCCACCCAGACUUCGCUGGAGCGCCAGAGGAAGCUCAACUGGUGCAUGGAAGUUCGGAGACUUGUCCCUUUGAAGACUAAUGGUGAUGGAAAUUGCCUCAUGCAUGCUGCAUCUCAGUACAUGUGGGGUAUUGAAGAUAUAGACCUUGUCUUAAGAAAAACAUUGUUUAGCGCACUCAGGGAGAUAGACACACGGAACUUCAAGCUCCGUUGGCAGCGGGAGGCUAUUAAAUCCCAGGAAUUUGUAGAAACGGGACUCCACUAUGACACCCGGAAUUGGGAGGAGGAGUGGGAAUACCUCAUUGAAAUGACCUCCCCAGAAACAUCCGGGGCUCGAAACAGGCUUCCAUAUAAUGCACUGGAAGAAAUCCACAUCUUCAUCCUUGCUAACAUCCUCAGAAGACCAGUCAUUGUCCUUGCAGAUAAAGUGGUGAGAAGUUUAGAGUCAGGCUCCAGUUUUGCUCCUCUGAACGUCGGUGGUAUUUACUUGCCUCUUCUUUGGCCAGCUGAAGAAUGCUACAGAUACCCAAUUGUGCUCGGCUAUGACAACAUGCAUUUUACACCACUAGUGACUCUGAAGGACAGUGGGCCAGAAAUCCGGGCUGUCCCUUUGGUCACCAGUGAGCGAGGCAGAUUUGAGGAUUUGAGUGUGCACUUUCUGACAGAUGCAGAAGAGAGGGAGAAAGAGCAGCUGCUAAAAGACUACUUGAUCGUCAUAGAAAUUCCAGUGCAAGGUUGGGAUCAUGGUACAACUCAUCUAAUUAAUGCUGCGAAGUUAGAUGAAGGCAACCUACCCAAAGAAAUAAACCUCGUGGAAGAUUACUUUCAGUUGGUACAGCAUGAGUACAAGAAGUGGCAGGAGAAUGCUGAGCCUGCUAGAAGAGAGACCUGCUCCAGAAACAGACAGGAACGGUCUUUUUCCCAGCUCUCCCUCUUACAGGUGAAAUGUGAAACGCCAAAUUGCCCUUUCUACAUGUCUGUGAACACCCAGCCCUACUGCCACGAGUGCUUUGAGCGCAGGUCCCAAGGAAGCAAAGGAAGAAAGCAGACCUCUAAAGCAGCACCUGAGAAACUGAAGGCAGCUGGGUCAGGCUCCUCCCGUGGGGACGUUUGUGAACCUGGGGGAUGGACGUCCGAAGGGCCUGUAACAGGGCCUCGUUCGGCACCUCCAACUGCUCCGAGCCUUUUCCUAUACAGCGAGACCACGGCCAUGAAAUGCAGGACACCAGACUGCCCCUUUACGUUGAAUGUGCAACACAAUGGGCUUUGCGAACGCUGCUACAAUUCCAGACAGCUUGGUCCUUGCAACAACUUGGAUGAUCAGAGACAUUUAGACUAUGCCACAUGCAAAGUGUGCCGUCAGAAGGCCAACAGGACCUUCAACGGUAUAUGCAGCACUUGCUUCAAAAGGUCUACAGAGCUCUCCUCGAACGGCAGCCCCGCUUUCCUGCCCACGUGCCACCAGAGAUCAACGUCUGACCCGUCCCAGAUCUCGCAGAGCCUCCUCCAGCAUUCCUGCCAUCAGGCUCCCAACAGCUGCGGCGAAGAGCCCCCACCGCCAGCACUGCCUCCCGAGGAGAAGAGAGGAGGUAACCUCUGCAGGAAACCUGGCUGCAAGUUUUUUGGGACAUUGCAAAAUGAGGGCUUUUGCACGCUGUGUUUCUUUGAGUACAGGGAAAACCACGACAGUGCUUUGCUACGCCACCAGAGGAGAUCUCAGAGGAAGUCCUCGGCAGUGGGGCAGCCGGGGACCUCCGCUGCCGCCUUCCGUAACACCGUGUCCUGCCAGCGGCGUGACUGCGGCACCCUGGGCAGCACGAUGCUCGAGGGGUACUGCCAGAACUGCUUCAUUAAAGCCCAGAACCAGCGAUUUCAGGAAGCCAGGAGGACAGAAGAACAGCUGGUGAGGCAGCCAGAAAGAACGGGACAGCACAGAGAUUUGCAGCGAGCAGCGUUGAGUAGCCAGAAGAGACAGUGUGCUGUGGCUUCGUGUAGAAACAACCUGGCCUGCAGAAGCGAUGACUUGUGCCAGGAGUGCCAGCGCCUCGGUCAGCUUCCACCGUCGGGGAGUGCCAGGGACCUGGCUGCAGAGGAGCCCCCGAAGCAACGCUGCCGAGCCCCUGCUUGUGAUCACUAUGGCAAUGCCAAGUGCAACGGCUACUGCAAUGAAUGCUACCAGUUCAAACAGAUCUAUGGGUAGCGGCGGGGAGGAGUUGGUAAAGAACAAGAAAGCAAAACCAGCUACUCUCUUCACUGAAAUGGUGCUAUGUCCAAAACACUUAACAGUCCUGGGAGUGGGGAGCAGGGGGAAAUAUAAGCUGUCUGCUAGUAUUCCUGUUUAUUCCCAAGAACAGGAAUAAGUCUCUACUUCCUCUAAACACUGCAUACAAGGACUGCUGAGAAGGGCAGGUUGCCUUCUGCACAGAGCUGUUGUUCAUGACUAAGCUCCUACAACGCUGUAUUUAAUUCUUGGACUUCCCAGGAGGAAGUGUGAAGCAUUUGAAUCCAAAGAACUUCCCAAUUCUGCCUCUCUCUCAAUACAUCACCUGCUCCUAGGUGAGGAGCUGUGGCUACUGUUGGAGGUGCAGGAGCUCUUUGCAUUGGCGUACAUCAGUCAGAGGCAAGUCUUUCCUGAGAGGGAUCCCCCAGGGCAGGCUGAUGCAACUUGCAGUUGAUGUCUGAAGAAACUUGCUUUGGGUUGCCGAUGUCCUUGCUGGUGUUCUUACAGAGCUCAUCAGGCAGGAGCUCCCACAGGCGUUCAGGGUGUUAACGGCAAGCGGUUCUGUGUCUGCAGAGCCCUCGGCAAACCGCAGCCAGAAACAAGACUGGCAGUGGUUUGCUCCUUUAACACGCUUAACCCAACUAGCAUUUAGAUCCUUUCCCAAAUCCCAAGACAGCUGGAAAGACAGGUGAUUACAGAAGCAACUUUCAUGAGCGUACACAUGUGAUGGGAAAAUGGAAUCCUCCCUUCCUACUCAUAUGGAAGGAAUUGCCUCCAACAGACAAAAAAACCCAAACCCCUUUGUCUUCAGCUUCUGUUCUGAAACCAAAACAACUCUCUUCUCUUGCACUGUAACUGUCAGAAUAUGUGUGCUGCUGUUCACACACUCCCCCCCCCCCCCCACCAUUUCUGUCACAUUUCUUCCUUUUAUCCUUAAUGUGAUUCUGUUAACAUACUAACAGCUUGGAGCUCAGUAACAGAGUGCUUUAGGGUCAAGAUUUUACUCCCGGAAUUCAUGCAUCCACUUCUCAAUCUGCAAUACUUUCUUUAGUGACCUUGCCUUUACUGUUGCGCCUGGUACCUGCUUCUCUCCUUUCCUUUCAAGUUCCUUUUAAGUUUUCAGCAUCUGUUUUGCUGCUAUGAUUUUGGAGGUGAUACCUCUUCUAAGUUGCUUCUCAAGUUUAGAAUCUUUUUCUAAUUAUUAAAAAACAGUUUUUAAAAAGAAAAAAAACCUCAUGACUUAUUUCUGUUAAAUUUUAUAUAUUUUGUGAACCUUAAUGUGAACAUAUGUUUUAUUAAAAUAUUUAUAUUAUUUGAAACAAUGCAACUUGAAAUUUGCACAGUUAGGACUUUUUUUACGUAUAUUUACUCUUGUGUUGAAAGUUACAAACUUAAAUGUAUAAUUGAAAAACAUUCUCUGAUAUAAAGAAAUAAAUUAUUGAAGGAUUGAAUUUGCUAUUUUAUACUGAUGAGAGAGAGCACAGUUGAGCAUGGACACCCCCUGAAGAAAGCAUUUCUGUUCAGGACCACCAUUCAGCAUGUUACCAAGUGCUCCCUCGUUCAGAUGAUGUAGCCAAGCGCUUUGAGGAGGCGAUAAUUUGCUGUAAGCCUCUGCAUGCCCUCACCUUACAUCAUCGUCCUCUCGGGAAGAGCUCCCGGGGCCGUGGUGUGCAGUCAGUGUGCAUAAGGACUUAGCUCCUGUGGGUGCAGAGUAUCUCCAGUCCCCAGAACUAUGGGCGUGGGAGCAUAAGGGUGGUGCAGGACCAGGCUGCAAGGGAAGCUAAGGUAGACUGACUUGACUUUGCUUUCUUCAUUCACCCAUCAGUUAUGCCAAGGAUUCCCAAACGACGUUGCUUGAGUGCCACUUUGGGAGGCGGUGAUGGCAGCAGGUGAUGCCCACCUCUGCCCGGCCAUGCGUGCAGCCCCAAAGGCACAGGCCAGCCCUACCACCGCCCCUCACCAGGGGCAGCAGGGAAGCCUUUUGGUCAUGGUGUCUGGGUUGCUCGAUAGCUUCUGAAAAGCAAGUUGACAGCUGCUACUUGAAAAAGUAGUUGAAAGCAGUGUUUUCUUCUCAUCCCAAGCUCAGCCUAACCCAGCCCUACUGCCAAGGGAUUUCUGCACUGUAACGGUCCCUCAGUAUGGCAUGAGUAUGCCUGUGCGGGCACUCGGGUGUUUCAGACCUCUGCCUGGACAGGCAAUACUGUACACUACCAUGACUUUUAGGUGUUGCCCCUGAGCUGAAGGAAAAAAUUAGUUGGGGCUGCAAAAAUCCCUCUGCAGUCAGGAAAGAGGACCCUUCUCUAAGAGGCUGACCUCUCCAGGUCAGCUGCUGUCUAUCCUGGUUAACUCUUUAAUCCCUUCCGACUGUUCAGGAGCACACUUCAGCACAUGCUUCAGUGCUGUCCCAAUUGAAACUAUGUAGAUGUUAAGUUCCUGAGCACUUCUGCCACAGGUUAGCUGGUCCUUGGAAUUCACUCAGCUCUCUAGCCCGUAUUCCUGGAUGCCUGUCCACCUUCCUGAUGCGUGCUGCUCUCCUUACAAUUUAGCCCAGCUCCCUCUGGACUCAUGUACCCCUCCUUUCAGAGCAUACAACCUAGAAGUCAGCCUACUCCCGCCAGAGCAGAGCCUGCUGGAUCUACCAACCCCAUCUCUACAGCAUAUUCCUCUUUUUCAAGAUCUGACUCUCCAUUUAUCCGUACCCUCCUUCCCCUUUCUUUACAACUCGUGCAACUCAUGUGCCCACCAGAUUCAUCGAACUUCUGCACCAGGCAGACACCUUGGUGCUGAAAGAGUGGGCAAAGACUGGGAGGGAUGUCUGCAGCUGGGCACCAGGAGAUGGAGGCAGCUCAUAGCAUCCAGCCUCAGCAGCCAUCAGCCCCUGCUUGCUGAAACGGCAGAGCAUCCAUCAUGACACCUUCAGUGUCAGGAGGCUGAUUAACUCCAGUUGCUGUUAACUGCAACUUCUGCAGAGAGGAAGGAUUUCAGAUGCAAUGCCUCAGAUCCCACUGAUAUUUCUCUGCUGUUUUCUGGGCCCAUUACUCAUAACCCUGAAGUCACAUGAGACUUGUCUCAUUCUGAAGCUCCCAUGUAAAUGAGUGCCCAGCCUGUCUCUUGUGAUUUACUUGUGUGGGAACAUUAAAGCCAGUAGGGCCUUGUUUUUAAAAUACUCUGGUAUUUCCCUAAUGUCCUUCGGGGAUUUUGACCCUCUGAUGUUUUCUGCUCUUUGUCCAGACACCUCUUCAAGUUCAUGUAUUUUUUUCCUUCCUGUUCUGCAAGAGAGAACUUUUAUUUGGAGUCUCCCUUUUCAUGACCACUUCUGGAAGUCUCUUCACUAAGACACAAAUCUUUCAUAGUCAAAUAUUCUUUUCUUAGCAGAAAGGCAAAACUAAUAUGAAACAAUUGGCUUAACAACUACUUGCAUUGCGCUGCAAUUCCCUAUAACAUAGUGCAGGCUGUGCAGGCUGUGCUUACAUAUUCAUUUUGUUUGGGGAAGGGAUACUUUUAGAUGAUUAUAUGAUGAUCUGAACAUUAUCUAUGCUUCUGGAUUUCUCAGGGUUCUAACCACUAUAUUAAUAGAUAACUUAUGAUAUAGAAAAGAAGAAAGCACUUACUACAUUUUCAGUGUAGAGAGAAAGUAGAUUAAUCUUUUGAUACAUCAGUGCUCUGCUUGGCAAGUCUUUGGUGUACUUUGAAGCACUAGGCCACUUAACAGGUCUGGGAGCACCAAACAGCAUGUACUGUGUUAGAUCAAAACACUUACAUCAAGCUACUGACCUAAGUGUGUAUCCCAGGAGCCCCAGGCAGGACUCAGUGUGGUCAGCGGUUUGCAGGGAAAGCAACAGCAAAUCCCUGCUUUUACAAUUUCAGGUGCAGGCUGUGAUAUUCUACAUUUACACAGAAGGGAAAGGCAUCAUAUUUAUGGCCUGUGAGCCACCUGCCCAUCCUUUCUUCCUGCACUUGUUCAGCCCCAUCCCCAUCCCACACAGUACUCCCCCUCACCCAGCAGAGCUGAAGAGAAGAGUUACCUGCAGAUGGAGGGGAUCCACAGUCUGCAGUGCUACUCCUUCGCUGCAGGCAGACCUCACAGGAGAGCUGUGCCUCUCCGAGGUAGUUAUCAAGAAGUGGUUAUUUAAGUAAGGAUGUCUUAUCUGAUGAGCCAUUCAUGAGUUGCUUGCCAUGCAACUUGGUGUACAGAUUCCAGCUGACCCACUGACAGCCUGGAGCAAGUAGGAGUGUAAUAAAUAGAAAUGAAAAACUUUCAUCUGAGUUAGUGUAAAUGUAGGAGUGGCAUCAUAUCUACUUUUUAUGUGCUUGAUUGAAUUACAGGUGACAGCCAUUUUGCCAGCUGUCUUUCAUCCCAAUUUCCCUGCAUAUGCUACAGACUGUCCUAAUCUAUACCACCCCAUUCCUCAGAAGUGUCUAAAGUCAGUUAAAUCAUCCAUAUCUGGCAGCUGUGACCUUUAUGCUGACAGUGAUAGGCAUAGGAGAAAAGGUGGUCCAGUGAUUAGGAUACACACAAAAAAAAGACUCCCAUCAUGAGACCAAAGCUCUUGGGAUAUGCUAAGGUGUCUUUCCCACCUGGGACUGGGGUAUUUGACUCUAAGCUCCUUUUCUGAACAGGCACAACAGGGACUUUAAAGCUGCUAUGUCAAGGAGGUAGUCCACCUACUGAAAAAAAUAAUCUUAACCUGCUCAUCCCUAGCUGUAUUUAGGAGGCAGUGAGUAUGCAGGGAUAUCUGGCAGGGCCAGACUUGGUAGUUCAGAUGCCCAGGACAAUGCUUUGUUUGAGACUCCUGCUGAGACUUUGGCACCAGGAAGGCCUCUGAGCACCUCUGCAGCAUGGGAAUGGGGACACAGCCUCACCAGAGAGAUCCUCAGUAUCUGGGGAUUUUACUGACAGAGGGGCUGAAGGACUUUGAGGCAGUAUUUGUGGGGGCCUGUGAAGAUUUCAGUUGCAUCUAGAUGUUCGAUAGAAGUGUUCUGGAUAUAAAUCUCCAAAAAUUCAUGCUGAGCAUAACUUUGUGCACUUGGGGCCCUGAGGCCACAGCACAUGACAUCAGCUUGUGCAUUCAAUCUGUGCAAAAUAAGUGGUUCAGCACAGUGAUAUGACGCAUGUUUUGUUCAGGUGAGAGCCACAGGGGAGGAGCAACUGCAUAAUUUUAUCCUACAUACUUGAGUAGGACACUAUAGUGUAAUAUGUACAGCACCGAAAUAGAAAAUGACAACACUGAACAGUUACAAUUUCAGUUUAUAUUAAACUGCCACGGUCCCUUAAAAUCCAGACUUAGAAGUACAGGUGCCUUUACCUCCGAGUGCUCCAAUUCUCAGGUGCUCGCAUUUAACAUGCAGUGCAGCAAACCUGGCGCUGAUGGGAGCAGAUUCAAUGGACUAACAUAAACAUUCAAUCAUUUCUGUGCUGAUGCUUUCUCCCACAUUGGUGAUAGAUACUGAUAGCAUCAACCCUUGCCUGGUUCAGAAGGGCUGUCCUAGCUGCAUAGGAAGAAAGACAAAAUGUUUGGAAGUGGUUUAAUUGAGCUGCUACUUCGUUAACUCCCCUUUCCUUGACCAUCCAUGGUUAUUUUGGAGAAGACUGCCACUAGCUCUUCACAGGUUAUUCCUCUAGCUCUUCAAUUGAGUAGGACACAUUUAUAUGGACCUCACAGCCCAGCCCUGCUCCUGUAUGAGCGUUAUCACUUUUCAACCUGCGGCCGAGCCGACUCUGUCAGUCACCCUGCGAUCCGGCAGCUGACUCCCGCUGCCGGCUGGCCGGAGCCGUGGCUGUCCUGGGCAGCCCAGCACCCCUACAAAGGGCUCUUGUAGCCCUUUUGCGCCAAACAGCUGCUGUAGGAAAGCUAGUCAGCUCAGUGUGAAUAUGUCUCCAUUUGUCAAGAUAAAUGUCUAUUGAACAAAAGCCUGUAUGUAUAAACACAUACAUAUAUAU
Aquila chrysaetos chrysaetos is the source of this 8988-nucleotide messenger RNA. It is a transcript of the gene TNFAIP3, whose product is annotated as TNF alpha induced protein 3. The transcript is spliced from 9 exons. Gene Ontology annotation, biological process: protein deubiquitination involved in ubiquitin-dependent protein catabolic process; protein K29-linked deubiquitination; positive regulation of Wnt signaling pathway. The coding region runs from base 597 to 3026 and encodes 809 amino acids. NCBI's taxonomy places the organism in Eukaryota, Metazoa, Chordata, Aves, Accipitriformes, Accipitridae. Gene Ontology annotation, cellular component: cytoplasm; nucleus. Gene Ontology annotation, molecular function: zinc ion binding; DNA binding; cysteine-type deubiquitinase activity. The record is from RefSeq and is a predicted model, not a curated record.